Molecule: messenger RNA, 2164 nt
Organism: Lutra lutra (Eurasian river otter)
Lineage: Eukaryota; Metazoa; Chordata; Mammalia; Carnivora; Mustelidae
Gene: PRELID3B
Product: PRELI domain containing 3B
Exons: 6
Coding region: 123-644 (173 amino acids)
Biological process (GO): phospholipid transport
Cellular component (GO): mitochondrial intermembrane space
Molecular function (GO): phosphatidic acid transfer activity
Source: RefSeq, a predicted model, not a curated record
CCGACGGCGCGUGCGCGCUGCGCGGCCGACGGGGUGUCUGGGGGGCGGGGCGGGGGCAAGUGUGGCUUUUCUGCCUUAUUGUCCCCUAGCGCCGGCGGGACACCGCGCAGGCUGCCGGCAUCAUGAAGAUCUGGACUUCGGAGCACGUCUUUGACCACCCGUGGGAAACCGUUGCGACGGCCGCGAUGCAGAAAUACCCAAACCCUAUGAACCCAAGCGUGGUUGGGGUUGACGUGCUGGACAGACACGUGGAUCCCUCCGGAAAGCUGCAUAGCCAUAGACUUCUCAGCACAGAGUGGGGACUGCCUUCCAUUGUGAAAUCUCUCAUCGGCGCUGCAAGAACUAAAACAUACGUGCAGGAACAUUCCGUAGUUGACCCUGCAGAGAAGACGAUGGAACUUAAAUCCACUAACAUUUCAUUUACAAAUAUGGUUUCAGUAGAUGAGAGACUUACAUACAAACCACAUCCUCAGGACCCAGAAAAAACUGUUCUGACUCAAGAAGCCAUAAUCACCGUGAAAGGAGUCAGUCUCAGCAGUUACCUUGAAGGACUCAUGGCAAGUACGAUAUCUUCAAACGCUAAUAAAGGCCGAGAAGCAAUGGAAUGGGUAAUACAUAAAUUAAAUGCUGAGAUUGAAGAUUGACUGGCUUCGGCGAGGGGGAGCAUAAGGACACCGAUGGCAGCAGCAGCGUUUGUGGAGAAAUGAGGAUGAAAAUCAGUGCCCGACAUCUGCCCCCCAGGUCUCUGCAAACUGGCCGUGUAUUUAUUUGUUAUUUAAAAAAUAAAACUGUAUUUUAGAUAGAGGGUUUUUUUUGUUUUGUUUUGUUUUGUUUUCUGUUUUUGUUUGUUUGUUUUUAAAUAAGCCAAAGAAAAGCUUUAGGACUUCUAAUUAAAACAAAGAAGGUUCAGGGUCUCUAAAUAAGCGGGAUCGUCUGAGAGUAGUAUUGUUUGAAAUGACCAGCUGAUUUUGAGGAUUCCAGUAUUUUUGUGAAAAUUUAACAAUUUUUGAAAAGUACUUGGGAAAUCAUACUGCCAUAUUAAAUCUCCUUUAAGGUAGAAUUGUAAAGCUUUUCAUGCAUUGGAACUCUACCUGGCUUUGGACCAACCCCAGAAAAAAGCAGAGCCACCUAAACACCUACAGGUACCCUGCUGUGGUAAGCUGCAAGAGCUUGCAUGAGGAAAUGCUCUCUGAAAGGAGAAAUUCUAGUUUGAGAAAGCAUAUUAAUUUGUAUAAAAUAAUUUGCCCUUCUAUAAACCACCCUUAAGAACCACAGUGUUUUUUGUUUUGGUACUUAAAUGACAUUUUUGGAAAUGAAGAUUAUCACUAAAAUAAUACAGGACUCCAACAAACAAGCAAAAAGGGAUUUUAGCCUGUUAAAAGAGUACUGUAUUAAUUUGCCAAAGUUGAGUGACUUAGGAAAGGUAUUACCUUCCUUGGAUUUGUACUUUAUGACUUAGUAUGCUAUACCGUGGGCUGGUGACGUUCACUGAAAAAUAAAGUCAUUACCCAGAUUUUGCAGCACUCUACACUGAACAGAAGAACAGCUGUUCACAUCCUUUAGCAUUUCACAUUUGCCUAACUUAUAAAUUGCCAUGUGUCAAAAUCAUGGCUCUGUAAUUGCUAAAGCAUGAUAUGUCAGGUUAUUUGAAUAUAAUUACUUUUUGAAGUCAUUGUGACCACAAAACAUCUUUUUCACAUGAAAAGCUGUACGUCAUUUGAAAUUACUCAAACGAUGUCUUUCUGAGGCAUAAAUCCCAGGUACUUAUGUGUUUUAAUAAUACAGUGCAACUGCGGGGGAUGGGGGCGGUGGGGAGAAAAAAGGAAUAAUAAUGAGAAGAACAGCAUUGACCUAAACCAACCACUAUGUGAAUUGCUUUGCAGCUUUUAUUUGUGGGAAGUCGAUUUUGGAUGCUAAGGGGCAGCUUCAGUCUGGAGAACAAUCCAGUAAAUGUAUUUCAUAUUGUGUAGCAAGCAGUUACGGACCAGGAAAGACCGUCUUUGAUACUUGCAGUUGUUGCACACAGAGUAUUUUUUGUUAAAAGGUGAUUAGCUCUUGCCUUUAUCUUACUGUGCUAAUGUAAUAAACUCAUCAGGUUUCCUGUAAAGGAAACCAGUUAGUAUAUAUACAUAAACCAGAGAAAUGGUAUAGCACACUAGUGUUU